Messenger RNA from Cydia pomonella (codling moth), 7313 nucleotides. It is a transcript of the gene Pten, whose product is annotated as phosphatidylinositol 3,4,5-trisphosphate 3-phosphatase and dual-specificity protein phosphatase PTEN. The transcript has 10 exons. The record is from RefSeq and is a predicted model, not a curated record. Gene Ontology annotation, cellular component: nucleus; plasma membrane; cell projection. Lineage: Eukaryota; Metazoa; Arthropoda; Insecta; Lepidoptera; Tortricidae. Gene Ontology annotation, molecular function: phosphatidylinositol-3,4,5-trisphosphate 3-phosphatase activity; protein tyrosine phosphatase activity. Gene Ontology annotation, biological process: negative regulation of cell population proliferation; protein dephosphorylation; cell motility. Bases 1619 to 3004 code for a protein of 461 amino acids.
GGAUUCUUAAGCGUUGCGAGGGUUUCGAGGGACGACGAGAGAUUAAUAAACAUUAGCUGCCGCAGGGCAGGGUAAUUAACUUAAAAUGAACAAUUACUAUAUUAAUUCUAAAACAUGGUAUAAAUAGUAUUUCCUAGCAGGUAACGUGAAGAAACAAACUAGCAUCUAAUUAUUAUGGGCUCUACUUAGAGGAUAAAUAGCUCUUACCAAUUAUACUUGGCAACGAAUUCCACUUCUUUGUAUAUGCCGAAGGUAAAUCACCUCCACAAAAAUAAUAAGUAAGGUUUGAGUCAAUUUUUGAGCUACGACGAAGAUAAAUAUACCUAACUCUGGCACAGCGCCCUACGAAGUAUGUAAUAUGUAGGUGAGAUACAUACCUAUCUGUGUAAAUUGGUUUGUUGACUUUAAUUUUAUCCACCAUUACAACCAAUGAGAAUUUUGGAAGUAACAUUAAAAAUGCAACAAUAAUGAGCAAUAAUCUUUUAUUAAAUUUUGGUUCUCUCUGCUACCGGGCUACCGUAUACUUUCGAGUCGUAAAACAGGGGUGAAUGACUUUAUUAUAAAUAUGAACCCAAAUAAGGAUUAUAGGUAUUGAAUAUAUGCAAAUUGCACGAACUGAAACAGUCAAAUUUUAUGAUGAUGACAUUGUGUGUUACUCGUUUAUAUCGCAGUAACUGUUAUAGGUAUUUUACGAUUAGGUACUUAUAUUGCUAAAUUAAAUCUUAAUAAUUUGAAUUCUGUAAACUCGAUCUGGACGAGUAAGUUAAAAACUUGAAUUUAUAUUUUGACGUCUGAUAAUACUUUGAGAAUUAUUUGGAAAAUAAAGAAAUGAAAGAAUAUUUGUGAAACUUUGUGCGGGAUUUAUUUAACAUUUCGCGCCAUUUAUUAGAACUUUGAUUACAGCGCCAUCUGUUCACGAUCAGUCACAACAAAUGUACAUUCACUUUGUAUGUUGCUAGCUGUAUUACUGUUUCUAUUUGAAAGUAAUUUUAAAAUAUAGCACAAUCAAAUAUUUUAUAUAUAAUCGUAAAAGAUUUCCUGAAAACAUAAAUUAACUGAAUUCAGGUCCAGAAACAGGCGGUAGAAGAAUCUACAGUGGCGCUACGUUAAAUAAUGGAAACUCGAACAAAGAGCUAACCAGCCACUAGAAAAUAAGAGGUUGUGCUCCUUCUCUGUCCCAUGCGUGCAGUUCGGACGCGCGGGAAUGAGAUACACAAACACUUUCGGCCAUCAUAACCAUCUUGUGCAACUGUUUCUCUUCGGUCGUGUUCUAGUGCAAACGAACGAUGGACGCCAUUCGCACGAGAUAAAUCUUUUCUUCGCUCUAUCGUGAAGCGAGAGUGUGUGCGCGUAACUCUGUGCCGGGUGUGAAGCUAUGCAAUAGUGUGACCGUGUGCGAAGGUGGUUUCGGAGGAGCUUAGCGGAGCGAGGAUUUCAGCCUCGGGAACGGGGAGCAGCGCUUCGCGCGAGGCGCGUGCAGCCGGGCAGGCUUGUCGCGGGCGCUCGCGGUCGCGGAGCAUGGCGGACGCGAGCUGAGCGGCCGCGGCGUCCGGUCCCGGGUCUCGCGGGCCGCUCCGCUCAGCCGGCCCGAUGAACGCGGCACGGCUGAGGUUAUUUUAUGGGUAUAUGCGUGAGCUGCCGGCGCCGCGAGAGGAAGGCACCGGAGAAGCUAGCGGGGCUGGGCGCGGGCGGGCCCGCUAAGGGCACGGCGGCCCUGCUGCUGCCGCGCCGCGCCGACCCGCGGCCGUUGCGCCCGCUGCCCAUCAUGGCCAACUCCAUUUCCAACAUCAAGAUGACCAACCCCAUCAAGGGCAUGGUCAGCAAGCGGCGGAAACGCUACAUCAAGGACGGAUUUAACCUGGACUUAGCCUAUAUCACAGAUCGGCUGAUAGCUAUGGGUUUUCCGGCGGAGAAGCUGGAGGGCGUGUACAGGAAUCACAUCGACGAGGUCUACAGGUUCCUCGAGCAGAUGCACAAGGACCAUUAUAAGAUUUACAACCUCUGCUCCGAGAGGUCUUACGACUCUGCAAAAUUUCAUGAGAGGGUGGUAAGAUACGCGUUCGAGGACCACACGCCGCCGAACAUGGAGCUGAUCCUGCCGUUCUGCGAGGACGUGCACAAGUGGCUCAACGCGGACCCCAAGAACGUGGCCGCCGUUCAUUGCAAGGCGGGCAAGGGCCGGACAGGCACAAUGAUAUGCUGCUACCUGCUGUACAGUCAACAAAAGACGACGGCGGACGAGGCGCUCAGGUUCUACGGUACGAGACGGACGCAUGAUGAGAAAGGCGUAACGAUACCAUCGCAGCGGCGCUACGUGGAAUACUUCGCGGCUCUCGUCCGCUCCCGCCUCACAUACACCGCCACUAAGGUCCACAUUCGGGAGCUCAUCAUGUCGCCUCCACCCAUGCUGAAUGGUGGACAAUGUUCGCUGGAGCUUACUGUGUCGCAGGCCAGUCCGCCUCUGAAGGCGCCAGCGGGCUGCCACGAGGUCCGGCGCGGGCCCGCGGCGGUGUCGGUGGCGCUGACGCACUGCACGCCCAUGUGGGGCGACGUGCGCGUGGACGUGUGCUCCAAGCCCAAGGUGUACAUGCGCAAGGAGAAGCUGUUCCACUUCUGGUUCAACACCUUCUUCCUGGCCGCGGGGCUGGACGCGGUCCGAGUGGAGCCGGAGGACGGUUCGAAUUUGGAGACAUUCAAAUUAACGUUAAACAAAUGGCAGUUGGAUGACGCACAUAAAGACAAACAGCAUAAAUUAUAUAGCGAAGAUUUUAAGGUGGAGCUGAUCGUGCAGAAGCUGCCGUCGUCGUCCAAGUUCACGGGCGCCGCCGCGCGCGCCGCCUCGCCGCCCUCGUCCAGCGCCUCGUCGUGCUCCGAGCCCGACACCGAGCCCGACGAGCACUGGGACUCGGGCGCGCGCGGGGUGCGCGUGGAGCGCGUGGGGCGCUACCGGCCGCUGUCGCCGCCCGAGCCCGCGCCCGCGCCCGCGCAGCCGCCCGACACGUGAAUCUACAUACUUGUGAAACACGCGGGUGCUCUCGCUUUCCCCUCCCCGAGGCAAAGGCUCCCCUAAUACGGUGCACUAAAGACUAAAAUCCUCUGAAGCCUUUACUCUAGUGAUGUUACGAACUAAUUUGUGUGUAGAUAAUCUUGUAGGGUCGUGGAGUUUUUUGUACAGAGAUUUUUAAAAACUCAUGUGAUAGUAAGUGGAAAUGCGGACAAUCUAGUGAUCUUGGUACUGUACGUUACCUCGAUGUAAAAACGGUGUUUUUUUUGAUACAUUUUAGUUUUCAAGGUCACAAUGUGUGCUCUUGUCUUUAUGACUGAAUGAAAAGUACAUUGAAUUAGCUUUUUUUGACCUUUUUUUUUUGUCUAACGCACUUUUUGGAGAGGCGAUGGUCGAGGAGAGUAGAUGUUAUUUGGCCUGUCACUACUGGAAUAGGCAAAGGCCAUAAAUAAACUUUAUUAUAUUGUAAUACGAUUUACGAAUGGACAUUUGGUUGUGUUGAUUAUUCUUGCACGAUUGUGCAGCGCCAUCUGGCGGAGCUGUUAUGGAAACAGCUUAGAAAUGUGCAACUGAAUUCAUUUGUCCAACCUUUGAGUUUAUUUUAUAAAAAAAUCGUUAGACCUGAUUUCGGAUUGUUAUAAAUAUGAUAUAAUCUGAUAUUGGGGUUUAACGGAUUUUUGAUAAAAAUCGUAUUACUUGCAUAUGGGAAUUAUGAUUACCAUAGUGAUAUUUCGGUCUGAAGUUUUGACAUCUAUUCUUUUCGAUACAUCUAAUGAGGCUGUUUGUCACUAGUAAAAAUAAAUGAGCUACCAUUUAAGCACUGUCCCUCUCUACUACCGUAUCUCUUUCUAACAUCGUGAAAAAUAGUACUGAAAUACGCUGCUGUGCGAAAUUAAUUUGUUAAGUCAUUGUGAUCACAAUAAGGUGAGUUUAACCCACUAGCGCCCAUUGUACCCUGUAGGGUACAUCUGGGUUACGGCGUUUGAUUCGAUUUUCUACUGUCACUCUACCUAACAGCAUUAAAAAGAUGGUGGGUCCCAAGAGUGGGUGUGGGCGCUAAUGGGUUAAGACUAAUUUUUAUUGACACAACCAGAACUAAACUCACAUCACAUAUUUAUUAAAAUACUGCAUGUAUUACAAGCUUAUGACCCUCAUUCCGGGUCAUUCCUGAUGCAGAGACCGUCUAACGCGAUUGAACGAGGCCAGCGUGGUGGGCACCUUUGCGUCUGGAAGUUAUUUGACGUGAGUUUUUUUUUUAUGAAGUCAUUUCAGCCCCGUUAAUUUAUCAUCACUUCAAAGGUAAAUGUCUAGCAAAUGGUAGCUAUCGCGAAUUAAGCAUAGGUACAAGUUGCUCGAUUGUCUAAUAUGUAUACACGCGGUAUAUUUGGUUCACGCUGUAUAUUUUUAUUAGUGACAAACUUUAUCGAUGUUAUAUCGAGUAGGAUUCGCUCCCUGAACGUAGAUGAUACUUUCUAGCCUUCACGUGGCCAGUGUCGAAAUAGAUCGAGGAUUUUUUUUAAAAUUAUAUUUUGACUUGCGGCCAGUUUUGAAUAUUUUUGAGUGAUUUCCGACAAAAAACCGUUCGAAAAUACGACGAAACGCUAAGACAUUAGGGUCAGAUAGGGUAAAUAUAAACCACUCAAAACUUUAACACUCAAAAACUUAAGUCUUAUUUUUACCCGUGUUUUAUAUUUACCCCACCUGAUCCUACCAUUUGGCAUCUUGGCGGGCACUAGCGAGUUUCAAGUAUUUUUUUAUAAUUUCACCCUGAGACAUAAAUAGCGUUCCUUUUGGUAAAAAUAAUAAAUUCCGACCAUUAUUAUUCCAAACGAAAGAGUUAUUGAUUAUAUUAGAAAUGUGAAGUCUAAGAAAAAAUGGUGCCUCUGAAUUAUUUCUUAGACUAUAGAUCGUGCCAUUCACGAAGACGCAUGCCUUGACUCAUAUUGUCAUGUAAUUAAAGGUUAGAUUUAACAAAUCUGCGCGCCAUCGUGGAUGACACGAACUAAAUUGCGUUUUCUUCUACUAAUAACUCUUUUACGGUUUCUUUAAUUAUUCAAAUUGUAUUUAGAACUAAUUAAAUGUAAAAUACUCGGAAAUAUACAAAACUGACUGCACUGAGACUAUUGUUUAAAAUAGUCUCGUAACUUGUUGUAAUGUCGAGUUUUAGUGUUAUUAUAAGAAUUCAUUGUGAAGGCGUUCUUGGAGGAAGAUGGCGUCACAAACUCAACGAACUUUAAAAUACCUCGACGUAUGAUGAAAAUAACCGUUGGGAUUGUUAACACAAAAAUAGCAUUGAUGACAAAAAUGCAUUAUUCGUAACGAAGCGGGACUCAAUCGUACACCAGGGGCCCAUUUCUCGAACGGUAUUAGGCUAAUAUUAUGAGUGUUGCCAUGGUAACCCAUACGACUUGACAGUUCGUGGACUAAUAAUAUUAGUCUAAUACCGUUCGAGAAAUAAGCCUCUAUCAAAUCGUAUGGGUUACCAUGGCGGCACACUAAUAAUAUUAGUCUAAGGGCCCAUUUCUCGAACGGUAUUAGGCUAAUAUUAUUAGUCCACAAGUCAAAUCGUAUGGGUUUCUAUGACAACAUACUAAUAAUAUUAGACUAAUAUGGUCCGAGAAAUGGGCCCUUAGACUAAUAUUUUUAGUGCGCUGCCAUGGUGAAACCCAUACUAUUUGACAAAGGCUUAUUUAUCGAACGGUAUUGAAUCUCCAUCUCGGUAUCCACGAACUUUCAAGUCGUAUGGGCUACCAUGGCAACAUACUAAUAAUAUUAGUCUAAAUAAUACCCGUUUCUCGAAGUCUAAUAUUAUAAGUGUGUCGCCACGGUAACCUAUAAAAUUUUACAGUUUGUGGACUGAUAAUAUUAGUGUAUUAGUUUGAGAAAUGGGCCCUUGUACUGUAUUAACACUUUCACAACGUCAGGACAAAUAAUUAAAUUACGCUACAAAUCCCAUUUAUCUGAAAUAAAAUCGGAAAUGACGGUACUUAUUUACAUUAGUAAUGUUAUUUUUAUUAUCUUAUACACCUAAUGUAAAUGUCAAGCAACUUAGGUGCUUAAAUCGAACUCGGUUUAUAUAUGUAUCUAGAUAACGAUGACAAUUUAAAAAGGUGCUGCGCUGCUGGCCUGACUAUGAACCCUUGUCGAAAGUGAUUCCUCAGUACAUCAUACGAUAUAAUGUAUUUCCAACGGUUCGGUAACACAAACAUCAGGCGGUACGACCGCUCUGCUCGGCGGUCUAACAUCGACUGACUAACUGUUAGUGACGUCACCAUGACGUAGGCGCUCAAGACGUCUAUACACUACAGACUUAAUAUCUGGAAGACAUAUAAAAACCCAAAAAUGCGCGUUUUCUCACAGAUAAGACCUAGAUUGAUUUUUUGCCCCCGAAAACCCCCAUAUAGCAAAUUUCAUCGAAAUCGUUAGAGCCGUUUCCGGAUUCCUCGAAAUAUAGAUAGGUGGAUUGUCAAAGAAAAUUUUGUAGCCACAGUAAAUUUACUGCCAUCUUUCGGCACAGGAUUAAAAUUUUUAGAACGCUAAUUGACUUUGAUCCUUAUUCUUUCACUGAUAUGUGUUAAAUUUGUUAAAUAUGCGCCAUCGCUCGAAGCGAUGCCGCCAUACCUUUGGCCUUUGAUCCAUUAGAGUGCGCCACAUUUUGAUAUUUAACAAAUUUAAUACAUGUCAGUGAAAGAAUAAAGAUCAAAGUGAAACGGCGUUUUAAAAGUUUUAAUCAUGUGCCGAAAGAUGGCAGUAAUAUUGUGGCUACAAAGUUUUCAUUUGACAAUCUAUUUCUAAAUUAUCUUUGCUCUAAAGUAAGGUUCUUAAAUAGUUUGUGACGUCAUCUUUCCAAGUCAGCCGGGUGAUUCGAUUCUAUUUUAAUAUUAAUUGUUGAAGAACUACAUUGCCGAGUGGCGAGGCAGAUUUUUCCCACCAGCGUAUUUGACUAAGUCUUUUGGAGGUGUUUGUUUAGUUUCGAAAGAUCUCAACUGCCGUCAAUGUUUGGUUUAGUUGGGAAACGAUUUUGGAAGGCGAAAUAAGUAGCUUAACUUAAGGUGUUAAGGUUCAAAUUGUACACUGCCAAAUGGAACCCAAAGCAUAGAAAAAGGAAUAUACUAAGAUUAAAAUUACGCAUGGAAGUGUAUACGCCGCGCGCUCGAUCAGUAGAUACGCCAGUCGGUGCUCCAUUCCUCAGAAACGGAUCGAAAUAUCGAGUGAAUAUUUGACUUAAUAAUACUUUAGUAACCCGUGUCAAAAAGUAGCCGAAAAAACAUCGCGUGAUUUGUGCACAAGCCCAAACCUGGUUGCAGCA